AUGGCAACCGCCGUACUGGCCGCUCUCAACAUUCAGGGUUACUUCGUUGGAGCAGGGUACCUUGGGAAGGUCGAUUCACUCUCACAGUCCUUCUACAGCCUUCUGUUACAAGUGACAGCAAAGUUGUUUUGGUUUACGGACUGGUCCGGGGGCGGAGCGACCUUUCACAUAAUCGGAGAUAACAGCACCAUCUGGCCUGACGAGCUUCGAAAUGGUGAGCUAUGUGGGCGUGCGCAAUCUCAAGACGGUCCGCUGGCGUUGGUGGGGCUCAUCAACGACACAUGCGCAACGAGCAGUACCGCAGCCAUCACUCAAGCACUUCAAGGAUGGACAUUCGGAGAUGCUUAUUUCCCAAUCGAGGUUUCCGAUGGCCUUGUCCGUAGGAAAAUCACCAUCAACCUGAACGGGACGGACAGGCCCGAUACUUGGGCCAUCACGCCCCAGCUGGCUCCUUGCGUCGUUUCGCGGGUUCUCUCAGUUGACUGGCGGUUCAAAGCCAUCUUCUCACGCAUGACAGAUUCUAUCUUCAGUGGCUACGCCAAGUAUCGAUAUCGCAAAAGAGACGCAACAGUGGCGGUCAUGAAGAGCCAAAUUCCUGUCGUCCGGGUUAGUUGCAGCAUGUCGGAUUCCGUCGAACCGUUGGACCCGAUACCACUGUAUCGUAAUCAGCCUCUUAUUGGUCGUCCUUCGACGGACGCUGUGAUAGUUGCGCCAUCCCCUGCUAUAAAUUUCAAGCUGUACUCAAACAUAUCUAGCAUCGCCACGAGAUGGGCCGAAGUGUCUUUCAAUGAAAGCAUGAUUGCAAUAUCGGAUGACGGUGGUGGAAACAGAUUGUCAAGUGCAUAUCUCAACGUACAGCUUCCCAAGACUGAGACCACAUCAGAGCAGUUGGCGGCCUGUUCAGUGGACGCGAGAUGGAUCGAAGGGAAUAUCAUGGGUUCAGAAAUGGCAGAAUGGCUUGGCUCCGAAUAUUACAAUGCUUCCGUCUCAGCACAUGGCUUAGUGUGGCCGGAAAAUGCUUACGAAUUCCCUGCAAACAACUACACGCACUGGAGGGAUGUCCGACUGGGGCCAGAGUGGCUGGAUGCUCUUAUGCCGAUCUUGGACAACACCCGCGAAGGCUACACGACUUUUUCGUCCAUGCUUGAAGCCCUCGGCGUCGACAACAACGCAAGCCGCGGGCUCGGGUUGGGUUUAGCCCAGCAGGUUAUCGAAGCCGCAAUCGCUGCCAUUGUGGCCGACGGGAUGGCUCAUUCUGGCUACUCAGAGAAUGGAAGUGAGGCGGGCACAUUGGAGGACGCCAGGACGCUCUUUCAAGUCCCACAAGGCGAUGAGAAUAUGAUCUCCCUGCUCGCCGGCACCUUGGAGGUUCCAGCACCGGGCAGCGGCGGCUCGUCGAGCGUUCAGUCCACGACUAUGCGUUGGGAUCUGCUGUUAACUGGGCUGGCUUAUUCCGCCAACGGAGUCGGGUAUUAUCUCGCACUGACGGUUGUGUUUGUACAUGUGUUGCUUGCUCUGGUGCACACGGCCUAUUCGCUGUGGCUGCGCAGGACAUCGGCAGCGUGGGAGUCCUUCUGCGAUUCUUUCGCCUUGGCUUUGGGCUCUACUCCAUCGCGUGAGCUACCCGCGACUUCGGUUGGCGUCACAGAUCCGCUGUGCCUGGCAAAAAGAUUGAUGGUGCGAGAGACUGAUAGCAACGGGGAUACUGGUAGUACUACUGGCAAAAGGCUCCAAAUUAUCGUCAGGGGAGUGAAUGGAGAGGCUACGAAGUUACCAGAGCCACAAGCUGACACUCGGUAUUGA
Diaporthe citri is the source of this 1803-nucleotide messenger RNA. RefSeq lists its product as uncharacterized. The record is from RefSeq and is a predicted model, not a curated record. The transcript is spliced from 3 exons. The coding region runs from base 1 to 1803 and encodes 600 amino acids. Lineage: Eukaryota; Fungi; Ascomycota; Sordariomycetes; Diaporthales; Diaporthaceae.